This is a messenger RNA of Ambispora gerdemannii, 1068 nucleotides long. Lineage: Eukaryota; Fungi; Glomeromycota; Glomeromycetes; Archaeosporales; Ambisporaceae. The record is from the annotation of a GenBank genome assembly.
AUGAAACGAGCUAAUAGACCUUUAUCUAAUCGUAGCAAGUCUCGUCCUAUUCAGAAACCAUCAAAAAAAUUAGGUUGCAAAUCUUAUCUACGAGUAUUGAAAUGUCAUAAUGAGAAGGGAAAUUUAGUUCGAGUCAUUCACUAUACACGUCAUAAUGGACAUAUCCCUGGUACUGAUGAAGAUUUACGUCACUUUUGUAUUUCUCAACAAGCAAAAAAAUGGAUCCAUGCAAGGGCGAAAGAUGGAAUGCAGCCUUCCCAAAUAGUAUCGAUAUUUCACCGACGCAUUAAUCAAUUUCAUGAAAAUAAAGAUUCAGACUCCUUAACUUUGAUACAGAGACGAGAUAUGUAUCUUUCCUAUAUCGACAUUUAUAAUAUUGUUAAUGAUGAGAUGAAAGGAGUGAUUUUCUUAGGUAACAAGAAAGAAGAAUAUGAUAAUGAAGGCAGACAAAAUGUACCUGUUACACAUUUAAUAUCAGAAAAAAAAGCAGGAGAUACAUUAAUUUUUUGGCUUGAAGCUAUUAAAAACCAAAAUCAAGAAUGGAAACCACAUACCUUUCUUACUGAUUGCGAUGACGCACAACAAAAUGCAAUUCGUACAGUAUAUCUCGGAGCUACGAUUCUGUUAUGUCAGUGGCAUAUAAAGAAUGCCUGGCAAAAAAAUAAAGGAAAAAUUAAAGCUGAUGGUAAUUAUUUUGCAGCUCAAGAAAAGAAUAAAAAUAAUAGCAAUAUUAUUAAACGAUCGGGAAAGCAAGCGACUCAGAAGACAGCAUUGGAUGAACUUGGCAUAAUUAUGAGGAUUCGAGAUAUAUCCCAGAGAGAAUAUCGUGGAAACUGUGAAAUGUGGAUCGAUGCAUAUCGCUUAUACGAACAUCAAGAAAUGAACACAACAAAUUUUAUUGAAGCUUGGCAUAAAAAAUUAAAAUAUACUUACCUGGAAGCCAAAUAUAACCAUCGAAUAGAUACUUUGAUUUGGAUCCUGCGUGCUGCUAUAAUGGAUGCACAAUUCGAAUGUGAAGCAAUCCAUUUGAUGAUUGGAAGAAUGAAACCUAGACAAAAGGAACAGUGA